This is a messenger RNA of Psylliodes chrysocephalus, 4321 nucleotides long. Lineage: Eukaryota; Metazoa; Arthropoda; Insecta; Coleoptera; Chrysomelidae. The record is from the annotation of a GenBank genome assembly.
AAUGACAUUCGACAUAUGUCAAGCUUGGAAAAGUGGCGCUAGUUUCUUGUUUCUUGUAACGGUGGUGGUGGUUGUGAAUGGUUUUUUAACUGUUUCACGAAAUGGCGAAUGUAAAUCUCGAUAAAGAAACUUUUCAUAGAAGAUUAAAAAAGCUUUAUAAUGCCUGGCUAAACACAGAUAGCGAAAAUGGUUUUCAGAAAAUGGAUGCAUUGGUUACCGCUGUCGGAAAAGAUGACGAUAUUAUGUACAGUAAAUCCGGCGCUUUACAAACAUGGCUUUUGGGAUACGAACUUACGGAUACCAUAAUGGUACUUGCGGAGAAGAAAGCAUGUUUUCUAACCAGCAAAAAGAAAGUGGAAUUUUUGAGACAAGCCGAAACGAAAGAUGAGAAUCACAUUCAAUUAAGCCUUUUUGUAAGAGAUAAAGAUAGUGAUGAGGCAAAGUUUAAAACCCUUUGUGAAACUAUUAAAGAUAGCAAAAACGGUAAAUCGAUUGGAGUUUUUUCAAAAGACAACUAUUCCGGUGCGUUUAUUGAUGCAUGGAAAGCCGUUCUUAAAAAAGAAGGAUUUCAAACAAGUGAUAUGAGCUCUCAGAUAGCUUAUAUUAUGGCCCCCAAAGAGGAGUCUGAGAUUGUUACUAUUAAAAAGGCUUGCAUGGUAACUGUAGAUGUGUUUACCAAAUACUUAAAAGAUCAGAUCAUGGAAAUUAUUGAUUCAGAGAAAAAAGUGAAACAUAGUAAAUUAGCUGAAGGAGUAGAGUCUGCUAUCACCGACAAAAAAUAUGUAUCGGGAAUAGAUGUUAAUCAAGUUGAUAUGUGUUAUCCAGCAAUUAUACAGUCAGGAGGUAAUUACAGUUUGAAAUUCAGUGUGGUUAGUGAUAAAAAUAUUUUACACUUUGGAGCAAUCAUUUGCUCAUUUGGAGCCAGAUACAAAUCCUACUGUUCCAACAUAAUAAGAACAUUACUUGUAAAUCCGAAUGAUGAAAUUCAAAACAAUUACAAUUUUCUGCUGACUUUAGAAGAGGAGCUACUAAAAAAAUUGCAGAAUGGUGUAAAAUUAUCUGAAGUUUAUGAUACUGGGUAUGCAAUUGUUAAAAAAGAAAAACCUGGUUUGGUUGAUCAUCUAACAAAGAAUUUUGGAUUUGCUAUGGGAAUUGAAUUUAAAGAAAAUUCCUUAAUUAUUGGUCCUAAAACAACACUUGAGGCCAAGAAGGGAAUGACUUUUAACCUAAAUCUUGGGUUUUCCAGUCUACAAAAUAAAGACAGUUCUGAAAAAGAAGGAAAAACAUAUGCAUUAUUUAUUGGAGAUACAGUGUUAGUCAAUGAUGGCCAACCAGCAAGUAUUUUAACUAGUUCUAAGAAAAAAAUAAAAAAUAUUGGAAUUUUCUUAAAGGAUGAUGAUGAUUCUGAAGCGGAAGAAAAUGACGAAGAAAAAGAAAACACACCUAAACCAGAAAUUUUAGGUAGAGGAAAAAGAACAGCUGUUUUAGACUCAAAAUUACGUACUGAACACAGUACAGAAGAAAAAAGGAAAGAACAUCAAAAAGAAUUGGCUGCACAAUUAAAUGAAAAAGCCAAAGAACGUCUCGCAAAACAAUCUGGUUCAAAGGAUAAACAAAAGGUCAGAAAGAACACAGUAUCAUACAAAAGUGUAAAUCAAAUGCCCAGAGUUUCAGAAGUGAAAGAACUUAAAUUAUAUGUGGAUCAAAAAUAUGAGACUGUUAUUUUACCAAUUUAUGGAGUUGCUGUACCGUUUCAUAUUUCAACCAUUAAGAAUAUAUCACAGUCAGUUGAAGGAGAUUACACGUACCUACGUAUUAAUUUUUUCCAUCCUGGUUCUACUAUGGGAAAAAAUGAAGGCAAUUUUUGGUCUCAACCAGAUGCCACGUUUCUUAAAGAAGUGACAUACAGAAGCUCAAAUAUCAAAGAACCAGGUGAAAUUACCCCUCCCUCGUCUAACUUAAACACCGCUUUCCGACUUAUUAAAGAAGUUCAGAGAAAAUUCAAAACUCGCGAAGCUGAAGAAAAAGAAAAGGAAGAUUUGGUUAAACAAGACACAUUAGUUUUGUCUCAAAAUAAAGGUAAUCCCAAAUUGAAAGAUCUCUACAUCAGACCAAACAUUGUUUCAAAGCGUAUGACUGGAUCUCUAGAAGCACAUACCAAUGGUUUCCGUUACACAUCUGUCCGAGGCGACAAAGUUGAUAUACUUUACAACAAUAUAAAGAAUGCAUUCUUCCAACCUUGCGACGGUGAAAUGAUUAUUCUUUUGCACUUUCACUUGAAACACGCUAUUAUGUUUGGCAAGAAAAAACAUGUGGAUGUUCAGUUUUACACUGAAGUUGGUGAAAUCACAACAGAUUUGGGCAAACAUCAACAUAUGCACGACAGAGACGAUUUAGCUGCUGAACAGUCGGAGAGAGAACUUCGGCAGAAAUUGAAGACUGCAUUUAAGAGUUUUUGUGAAAAAGUUGAAUCCAUGACCAAACAAGAAAUAGAAUUUGAUACACCUUUCAGAGAAUUAGGAUUCCCUGGUGCACCGUUUCGGUCUACAGUAUUACUCCAACCAACGUCAGGAUGUUUGGUAAAUCUCACAGAAUGGCCUCCGUUUGUCAUUACUUUAGAAGACGUCGAAUUGGUACAUUUUGAACGUGUCCAAUUCCACCUGAAGAACUUUGACAUGGUAUUCGUUUUCAAAGAUUACCAAAGGAAAACAGUCAUGGUUAAUGCUAUACCAAUGAACAUGUUAGACCAUGUCAAAGAAUGGUUAAAUUCGUGUGAUAUCAGGUAUGCAGAGGGAGUUCAAUCACUAAACUGGGUGAAAAUUAUGAAAACCAUCACAGAUGAUCCAGAAGGUUUCUUCGAAAGUGGAGGUUGGACUUUCUUAGAUCCAGAAUCGGAUGCUGAGGAUGCAGCAGAUGAAGAAUCUGAAGAAGAAGAUGAGGUAUACCGGCCCUCAGAUGUCGAGGGAGAUGAAGGAUCUGAAUGGAGCGAUGAAGAUUCUGAAUACUCUGAAGGAGAUACUGAAGACGAUGAUGGGGAUGCAUCAGAAGAUUUAGGUUCCGAAGAGGAGUCCGGUAAAGACUGGUCCGAUCUAGAAAGAGAAGCUGCCGAAGAAGAUAGAGAACGUGUUUACAAUGAUGAUGAUGUUAAAGGAGGCAAGGGUCACGAUAAGCUAUCAUCAAAGGACCGCCACAAAUCUAAAGACAGAAACAGACACAGCAGCAGUAAUAACCGAAGUUCCAGCAAGCAUCAUUCCUCUUCUAGUAAACAUUCGAGUUCAAGAGACAAAGAUAGACACAACAGUAGCAGCAGCAGAGACAAAGAUAGAAGCCGGCACUCAUCUUCUUCUAACCACAAAUCAUCUAGUAAUUCUAAAUCGUCUCCUUCUAAAAGCAAGGAUAGGGGUAGGAGCUCGGGCUCACAUAAGAGCAGUUCCUCUGAUAAAAAAAGAGGUCGAAGUGGCAGUGAUGACAAACAUCACUCGAAGAAGUCUAGGAAGUAAAUGUAUUAUUUAAUAUUAACCAGUUUUUAUAUGUCGAUUCUCUUUUAUGCAUUAAAUAAAUGUUUACUGAUAGUGUACAGUUUCUGUUUUGAUAAUGUUAUUUUUCUUAAUUGUAGUUUAUUUCUAAAUACAAUUUUUCUUCUUGGUUGUCUCAUCUUAAAUUAUUAUCGUUUCAUUUUUUUUUAUGUAUAAAAAAUAUAUUUUAAUCUGUCUCAGUAACUUCGGUCGCUGGCGGCCAGCAGAUAACAUAUUUUUUUUCAUAAAUUAUAUAAAAAAAUUAUUAGAGAAAUCAAACUAAAAAAUUAAAAUUGUUCAGUAACGUUUUAAAAAGAGAUGAAUCUUAAAAUCAAAUUUUCCAAUUAGCAUUUGAUGGCCAUCCAGAUAAUUGUAGAUGUAGUGUUAUAAGUUACGUUAAUGUUUUGUAAAAUGUAAUACAGGUUCAACUUACAUCUUUAUGUUGUAUUUUUCUUUGAUGUACCAUUGAGAUCACUGAUCCAUUUGAUAUAUUUUUAAAAGUAACUUCAAUGAAAGGUUCUUUAUUCUUUCAGUUAUAAAAAUGUUUACUUAGUGUUUAAUAAAGUUAUUGUAAUUUAUGCUAUGAAUUAUGUCUGCAAUGCAGUGCCCUUAAAUCCAUAAACUAUUUAAAUAUUUUGGUUGAAAUUUAAUAAUAAGGAAUGAACUGAAAUUAAAUUAUUUUCUUGUCGAAUGAAAUACACAGGCUUAAUAGAAAAUUUUCAUUUGGUUAAAGUGAAAGUCAAUGUCUUAUAAUAUAUAAUUUUUUUAUAUUUAUGUAGUAUUUUAUUUCAUCUGAGUAAAUCCAC